AUGGCCUGCAUCGAUGUAUUGAGAACCAGGUUUCACUUUUAUGACAAAAUGUAUAGUCAUGAUUUACGUGAACAAAGCUUUGCUGACUGGCCAUUUAGAGAGGAAUGUAACUGCACACCUGAGAAGAUGGCCAGAGCUGGGUUUGUCCACUGCCCCAGUGAGAACGAGCCUGAUGUUGCGUGCUGUUUCUUCUGUCUGAUUGAGCUUGAGGGUUGGGAGCCGGAUGAUGACCCCUGGACUGAACACGUAAAACGCUCCCCUAACUGUGGAUUCUUAACCAUGAAGAAAGACUUCACCGAGCUAACUGUGGCUGAAUUCUAUCACAUGGAGAGGGAGAGGCUAAAGGUCUACCUCAGAAAGGUUUGUCAUAAGAAGAUGGCAUAUCUGCGGGAUGACAUAGACCACACGCUUGAGAGCCUCAGAUCUCGGUUGGACACCAUAUGA
Messenger RNA from Seriola dumerili (greater amberjack), 444 nucleotides. It is a transcript of the gene birc5b, whose product is annotated as baculoviral IAP repeat-containing protein 5.1-A-like. The record is from RefSeq and is a predicted model, not a curated record. Bases 1 to 444 code for a protein of 147 amino acids. The transcript is spliced from 4 exons. Lineage: Eukaryota; Metazoa; Chordata; Actinopteri; Carangiformes; Carangidae.